CGGCAACUGACAAAUACCCAACGGACUAUUCGCCAAACCACCAUUUCCCCCCAACCUAAAGCGAUUACCACCUUCAUGACAUUGGACAUCUAGACAAGUAAUUUGCAUGAGAGGAGCACGUCUUGCUUUCUUUCACUCUUUCGGGACGCAUUUUGAGCAGGCGCGGGGUUAACUUUGGAAGCACAUGAGAAGGCACGACGGAAUAUCUCAAGACUUCUUACUACAACACCUUUCCGAUCGCAUCUAGACAAUACCGGCUUGGCAUCUACCCAUCUUCAGACUACACGGAGUGAAAUUCGAUACAGCAACAUACAUUGGGCAAUCGGAACUACCAUUAGACGCAUUUGAUUUCAUCGCAACCCACGACUACCAUGGCCGAUUUUCGGAAACUUGCACUCGAGUUCGUGCUCAGCGACGAUACUGAGAGACAAACAGCAAUCACACAGGAGGCAGCUUCGGAGAUCCAGUCAGCACCCAGACCUAGCAAUCCAGUUGCAAGAUGGGUAGAAUCUAUUCGACCCUGGAUGCCAAGCGCAAAUGAAGACCAGGAUGACGGCGAUGGUGAUGUCAUUGCACGGUCCAAAGCUUUGAGUUUUCUAGCAGGGACUCUUGAGCAUCUGGAUCCCACAUUCCUCAAAGCCGAUCAAACCAACCUCCUGGUGGCUUUCUUUGGAAGCAUGUUCAAGGUCGACCACAAGGCUGGCAUUAUGCCUGCUGCCAAGGCUCUUGAUCGAACUGCUGGCAUGAAGACUUUUCAGCCACAAAAGGGAAAUGACAUUAUCCAGAGUGUGUGCAGCCUUGGUGAUGAUUUCAAGUCCCAGGUCGCAGAAACCCGUGCAACAGUAUAUGAACUUCUGGACCAUCUUAUCACCAACCCGGAUGUAGCAAACGACUUGCAGUACCAACACGGCACGACCUCGGGCUUCAUCACAGAUCUUUUGCAACUCUGUCGCAAUGAGCGAGACCCCAAGUGUCUGAUGACUUGGUUCAAGAUCCUGAAGGUCUUUCUUUCAGACUACUCCCCUGCACCGGAGGUUGUGGAUGAGAUUUUCAGUAUCUUUUCAGCAUACUUCCCCAUAUCGUUGAGGACGUCACAGCAUCCUUCGGGAAUCACGGCGGAUGAUCUAAAAUUGGCCUUGAGGGCUUGCUUUUCGGCACAUCAUCGUGUCGCUGACAAGGCUAUUCCAUACCUCCUUAGCAGGCUAGACCAGCCGGAUAGUGUUAGUGUCAACGUCAAGGUUGACAUCCUCAAGACCAUGACCGCAUGUCUGAGCGGCUAUGAACAUGUUCAGCAAGGAGUCACCCCCUUUACCAACAAGAUUUGGGACAGUCUCAAGUAUGAAGUCCGCAAUGGGGAGAUCGAGGACACCAUCAACGCCACCUUGGAAGUCAUCCGAACAGUCGCCAAAAGACUUACCGGCGACGAGCUCAGGGAUUUUGCCCUGACUGUUCAGAGAGACUGCUUGGAGGACCUGUCAAACCCGAUCUACACGGCAGCCUCAGGAAAGCUUUUGAUCUCCAUCCACAGCGCAAAGCCAGCUGCCUUUGCACUCAUGAUCUCCCCGUCUGUGACCCAUAUCAAGGAGAAUCUCCGCCACACAAAGUCACCUGACCACACGAAGAAUCUCCUGAUACUGCUGAAUUCUCUACUCGAGUUGCGGUUAGCCCUAAUUGGAGGAGGCGUGGAGCUGAGUGUCGAGGACGCCGAGGCCUUCAAAUCCACCGAGCCGCUACUUGCCCCCAUCUACAAGCAGACGUACCUGCCUCUUUUCCAAAAAGCUCUACAAGAUACUGCGCAACCCGAAGAUAUCACCAUCGGUCAACAGGCAACCAAAGGCCUGGGGUUGAUGGUAUGUCAGAGAGCAGCUCAAACAGGACAGUCGAACCAGCCGAUGCUCCCGGAAGAAACACUAAAUGAAAUUUGCGACAACCUAGCAACUCUUGCGCUUCAAGCCCCCGACGGACCGGCGAAGGACAAGAAUCAACUCAAGUUAUCCGACGAGGCUGCUAUUGCUUUACAAAAGGCUGCGAUGGCACACCCGCCGGCGCAACCCAUGCUCAUCGACACAUGCUUCCGAGUCUGUGACGCGUACAGUGCUUCCCCUUCGGCCAACAACUUGGACAGCAUGUACAAUGUUCUCAAUCACAAUCUCGCCAGACUGGCCUACGUCUUUUGCUCCGAAUCUCCUCGCUCUGAGAAGCUCAAACACUACACAUACUUCAUGCAAGCGCUUCUGGUCAACCUCUACAAGAUGCAGGAUGCCAAAGCUGACCCGAAAAUUUGGUCGGUCAUUGCUACUUACAUUUUCUCGGCCAUGAUUCAGUUCAAGGAAGGAGCCAAAGAACUCAUCAGCCCGCCCGUCAAGAACAACUUCAGCGACACGCGAUUCGACGACAACUGGGUUAGCUACGUGGCAAACCAUUUCCCUAAUAUGCCAUGCCUGCCUGACGACCAGAUCGUCUCGACGCCAGCGAUGGACGAGGGCAAGGAAGUUGACAAUCUUCAAGGCGAUUUCGCCUUGAUCAAUCUGUACGUCACUCGACAGCUCUACAGACGGGCCACCAAGAUCAUCAGUUAUGCCGACAAUUCCGAGCUUUCACUUGCCUUGAGCGACGACUUUGGCAAGAAGGAUCCGGAAGACAAGAAUGAAGAGGAUAUCUACUUGCAACGCCUCUCGACUAUUGCGACGUUCACUAUCCAGCACAUGAGCGAAUACCAGCAGACUAACCUGCUUCUAAACGAAGAAGUCGUAACACUCUUCCGUGGAACCGACCAGUAUCACCAUCCCAAUCCCAACGAGACCCACAGCUGGAACAACAGUGAGCUGCGAGUGGCCAUGCUGAGGACCAUGGGUCUUCCGCAGACUCCUUACAACAUGAGAGAUCCUCCCCAGUUUCCCAUCAGUGGUUUCAGCCACGGCCGUACUGUCAUCCUCUCCUUGGGCAUUAUCCAAGCUUUCCAUCCAACUACAGUCGAGCGUUUGGUUGAAAGAGGAACCGCACACCAGAUCUUGAUUGCUGGCCUUCUAACCAGAGACCACUCAGACUCGCCAAAGUGCCGCCAUGUCGUUAGGGCGAUUCUGUCUGUCAUCGCCAACAAAUACAAGGUUGAGAACUUGAACGAUAUCGUCCAAAUUAUGGAAUAUCAAAUGAAUUUUGUUGUCAGCGAAGAGAGACUGUCUGGCCAGUUGGAGCAAAUCACUGGCUACCUCGACCAUGAAGAGAAUGUGGUGGCGGGAAAUACCCCCAACGACCUCAGAGCAGCGCUGGCAAAGCCUGUAUACGCGAUUGUAGUCGGCAUUCUCCGACGCUACACUGGUAACGCUCUCAAGAACGUUCUCACGGCUAUCACUCAAGGUCCUGGUAAUAAGAAGAUUGGCCACACGCUUGCUCGCAACAUGGACUUAAUCUUCGGUGACGUGGAAUUCGCAAAGCCCGAGUUCUAUGGUCAGCUUAAGAAGCUCUGGGUGCAGAGAGCUUACUACGAGUUGGUCAAGCCCAUGCUGCCCAAGGCUUGGCCUGCUGGCUCGAACAGCAAGGAUGAUAUGCUGGUAGCCGCCAACUACAGCAUUGCAGUCUUGAGAGCAGUCAGGCACAUCAGGUACGCACACUACGAGGACGACACGGAGGAUCUCAUCCGAAUCAUUCUCUGCGCGAUCCGCAACCUGCCGGCUAGCGCAGAUGUGGCAGCCGGUCUUCAGAUCUUGGUGGCCGUCACAGAGAACUCGCCCAGACGCAUGCAGCCAUUCCUCAAGAGCGUCAUCGAUGCCUCCCUGUCGAUCUUUAGAAAAGACACGAAGCAAGCCGGCGAAGACAACGCCUGGAUGCCGGAAAACUACAUGCCCUUCGACCGUUCCGGAUUCCAGGAGGCGCAAUGCCGGGCCCUGGUCGUCCGUCUCAUCGGACAACUGCCGCCCAACUUUGAGCAUCGCCAUCUCCUUGACUCGGCGUCCCAGGCCAAGCGCUUGCUGGCUCAGGCCUCUGGUGACGAGUCGCGAAUGGUCAGAGAGGCUGCUCUCAAGUCUCGUAAGGCUUGGGACGAGAUCAACUGAAGUAUGGUGAGUUUCCAGAGCUUGAAGUAGUUUCGAAAGAAUGAGUUGAACACAAGGUGGUGGCUUUGCACUUUUGGCAUGGGUCAGUCGAGUUUGAAUUGGGUUUGGUCGAGGCAGGAAAGUGAUGGUCUGUUGGUAUAGGGGGGCGGCGACUCACAUGUUGGAACAAGGAGUGAGAGACGAGGUAUUUGGUGGACUUGCAUGAUGGUGAGGGUUGAUGGCAUGGCGAGGCGUUUGGAGGUCCAAUGGAUCAUCAGUAUUAGACGACCAGCAUCCAGUUUAAUGAGACAAGAAUCACACAAGGCAUUGCAAUGAUUUGACUAGAGACACUUUGGUUGCUGCGCAUAGAUGCUGUCCAGAGUAUAAGCCGGUCGAGGAAUGGAGCGAACAAUGAUGAUUAACACCAAGGCAUAGAUGCGCAACUGUAGCACUCUGGAGCAAUAUACUAAGCAAAACCACAGACACCAUGCUUUUGACGGUUCCAAUUAUCCGUAAUUUACACAAAAAAGUUUAUUGGCAAGCCCCAUGCGAAAGCAAGUCCGAACCACCUCCGGUCCGGCCCUGUCUAUGCCUUGCGUCUCUUGCUGCCACCCUUGGCCGCCUCCGCGCCGCUCCCCGUCGCCGUGCUCUCCGCGUACAGCGCGUCGAGGACGUCGGUUGAGUAUCCCUGGGAGGCGGAUGUGAUACGCUUGGGGUCGAGCUUGCCGACGGCGGGGAUGUUGGUGGCGAGGAUCUCCUGGAAGGGGACCGCGACGAAGCGGCCUUGUGAGUCGAACCACUGGUUGAAGGGUUGUGAGAGGUUGAUGACUUUCUUUUCGCCGUUCUUCGAGGUCAGGGUGAUCUUCAUGUUGUAUGUCGGUACGUUCUUCUUUGUGGAUGUCGCGAUGUUGACCUGUUUCGCGGGCGUGUAAGUCAAGAUUUGUCCAUAUCCUGGAAGCACAUCCAGCUAGCUGCUGGGAGGGCACGAAAGAAAGCAAA
Colletotrichum scovillei is the source of this 5030-nucleotide messenger RNA. RefSeq lists its product as uncharacterized. NCBI's taxonomy places the organism in Eukaryota, Fungi, Ascomycota, Sordariomycetes, Glomerellales, Glomerellaceae. The record is from RefSeq and is a predicted model, not a curated record. The transcript is spliced from 6 exons. The coding region runs from base 372 to 4052 and encodes 1226 amino acids. Gene Ontology annotation, biological process: iron-sulfur cluster assembly. Gene Ontology annotation, cellular component: cytosolic [4Fe-4S] assembly targeting complex.